GUUGAAUAAUACUUAAAUGCACUGGAUUGGAGAACAAAUGCCCAUCACAACCAUCGCUCAUAGAAUAAGAAUUUAGCCGUGCAUUGUUUUGUUAUUUUGAAAAAUAAUUUACACUUAACUGAGCUUUAUUUUGUGUUCCCUUUUACAACCACAACUAGAUGUCGCACGAUGACUGUCACAUCAUGGACUCAUCCUAUAUACAUCUAUAGGUAUUCACUGUGGAAGAGAUGAUGCCUCACCUGCAAGACCUCAGUGGAGCAGUUACUAAGAACCUCUUCCUGAAAGACAAGAAGAAGAAGGGCCUGUGGCUAGUCUCUGUCCGCCAUGACCGUCCAGUCAACCUCAACGACCUGGCUAAGAAGCUAGGCUUGGGUAGCGGCAACCUCCGCUUUGCUGAGGAGGCAGCCAUGUUGGAGAAACUGAAGGUGGGCCAAGGCUGUGCCACUGCCCUGGCACUCUUCUGCGAUAAGGACCAGAGCGUCAAGGUUGUCCUGGACAGCGACCUGGUCAACGGAGGCCAUGAACGAGUUUACUUCCAUCCCAUGACCAAUGCUGGCUCUAUGGGACUAAAGCCAGAGGAUCUCUUGAAGUUUUUAAAGGAGACAGGACAUGAACCAGUUCUUCAGAGCUUUGACUAGUAAAUACCUUGAAAUGAACAUACUUACUAUCCUGUCAGGCUGUGCUUUGGCUUGGUACAAUGAUUUAUUUAAAAGUUAUUUACCUUUGUGCCUGUACUUCGGGUUAUCAAGAAAUUUCCAUUAUUGUAAAAAAAAUAACAUAAUAGUCAAACAUUUGGGACAGAACAAGGGAUGGAGAGUUCUUGUUUUCUAUGGGCAAGAGACCAGUAGAUAGUUGGUUAUAUCAUGUACAUGUUUGAAAGACAAUGUAGUAGUGAUUUAUGGCAUUUGCAUUGUAUCUCCCUCUGCGAGAUCUAGUCAUUUACACUGUUUUGAAACUAAAUACUGCAGUGUAAUAAAGCAGAUGAUGAAACAUUGA
This is a messenger RNA of Oncorhynchus gorbuscha (pink salmon), 996 nucleotides long. Its product is annotated as prolyl-tRNA synthetase associated domain-containing protein 1-like. The record is from RefSeq and is a predicted model, not a curated record. Lineage: Eukaryota; Metazoa; Chordata; Actinopteri; Salmoniformes; Salmonidae. Gene Ontology annotation, molecular function: aminoacyl-tRNA deacylase activity. The transcript has 2 exons. Bases 228 to 638 code for a protein of 136 amino acids.